UGAUACCCUACACACCCCUCACACACAAGAUGCAUACAGCAAUAAACAGUCGCUUAGCUGUGUGUCUUUGAAAGGUUAGGAUUGCUUUGUAGACUCGUUAAUCUCCUAACUGGCCAAUCAAUCAUGUCUGGAAGGAGUGCAAGUACGUCUACUCCAAGCCUCGGACUGAGCGAGCUCCGAGAGUGGCUAGAAACACUGGGGCUGUCACUGGUACCUGAAGAAGACACGCCCGUCAAAGAACAGCUAAGAGACGGCGUCUUACUCUGCCAGUUAGUCAACAAAUUACGACCUGGGAGUGUGGAAACUAUUAAGGUAAAGAGGUCGAGUGGUAACGCUGAGGAGAAUGUGUUGAGGUUCCUGCAGGCCUGCACCACACUGGGAGUAAAGAGGAUAUUCAGGCCAAUUGAUCUUCUAGACGUGUCUAAGGACUUUAACACUGUUCUGGUCACACUCUCAUUUCUCUACAACAUUGCAUCUGAUAUGGGCCUUGGUCUCAGCUUGUGUCGUAAGCCCCAGACCAAUGGGUCGUCGGUAGGUGAGGGGAGCAGUGGAGAGGAGGACAUUGAUGAGGAGGUGGUGAAUGAUGUCGUGCAAGGAGAGGAGGUCGUCAGAGCUGUCUAUUCCUUCAGUGGGUCCAACGAAGAUGAGCUCCAGUUUGAGAAGGGUGAUCUGAUCACCGUGACCAACAAGGUGGAGGGUGGAUGGUGGGAGGGGGUGUGCAAUGGAAAGGUCGGCUGGUUCCCUGGCAACUAUGCUGAAGCUUUCUCUGGAGAUCCCACUAGUCCACAGGAAGGGGAAGAGGACAGUGCCCAUCACUACCACAACCUCGUGGUCAAGAAUAUUCUGGACACUGAGAGAACCUACGUUCACGAGUUACAUACCAUGCUCUCUGUCUACCUCUUCCCCCUCAAGACAGCCAAUGUUGUGACCUCUAAAGAGGUGGACCAUUUGACUGGUAACCUCCCAGAGCUGAACAGAUGGCAGCAAGCAUUCUUCAAGUCUUUGGAGGAUUGCUCUAAACUGCCAGUACCUCAACAGAACAUUGGCACCAUCUUCCUCAAGAUGUCCCAAGAGAUGGAGGUCCUGUACACUACUUAUUGUGCCAACCACCCUCUGGCUGUUGCCGUACUCACUGAGAACUCUGAUCGACUGUCAACAUUCAUGGAGUUAAAGGGAUCACCCAGUCCAGGCAUGCUCACACUCACUUCCAGUCUCAGCAAGCCGUUUCGCAGACUGGAGAAGUAUCCCGCCCUGCUCAAAGAGCUGCAGAGACAUCUCAUUGAGGGUCAUGCUGACGCAGACAAUGUCAUUUCAGCCAUCGAUUCAUACAAUGCCAUUUCAAAACGGACGCAGGAGAUCCGCAAGCGCAAGGAGAUGGAGCACGAAAUGCUCUCCAACCCAGUCAAGGGGUUCAGUGGCAGCAAUCUCAAUGAGCUGGGAGAGUGUGCCUGUGUCAUCACUGCCAACCAGGCCAUGAGUGCCGAGGAGAUUGAGGAGGUGUUCUAUCUCGUCUUCCCGUCUACCUUUGUCAUUCUGGCGGUUGGCUCCAGUCUCAGCGGCUACGAGUUGAAGAACAGCUUCCCCCUAGCGUCAGUAUCACUGAAGAAGGGCCAGCACACAGAGCACUGGCCGUGGUCUGUUGAGAUCCUCCAUCGCCAGGAGACCAUCCACGCCUCCCUCGCCUGUGAGAGGGACAUGAACUGUCUCGUGGAGUGUGUUGGGCGACAAGAGGGCGUGCCCAACAAGGUCAGCUCGAGAGCUGGUAGCAUCACCGCUAAGUCCCCCGGGAUCUUUCGCUCUGCCUACCCCACUAGAACCACUCGAAGUUCCUCUGUACCCAUACACAGGGAGCACCACUGGGGGUUCAAGUCACUGAGACCACCCGCCCCCCUCAAAACACAACAGCUGCUCGCUCUACGAGAGAGGGAUAACAAGAGCCCAAAAUCUUCUAAGAAAUUCAUUUAUCCAGCAAAGAAGAAGAGGAGCUCGAAACAUAUUGAUGAGUUGAUGGCAACGGCCGGUGUGUCCAAGGGUCCGGUAGAGAACAAGCCUGGGGACACAUCCAUCCUCCGAGUCAUUGAGGCAUACUGUGCCUCAGGGAAGGCCAUCUCUAACAUACAGUCUGAGCACCCCCUCACGUACACUAAGCCUCGAGGCAAAUCACUUAGUGGUUCCCGUCAUUUUCAUGGCACGACACUGCCUCACAACUUGAGCAAGGGGGCCCAGUCUUCAUUCCUGGACGAUAAAACCGCUCGAUCUGACUCCAAGAGCAAGAGCUCCACUCUCCCUGGCCAUCGUCACUCCCCCAGCUCCCCCCACCACCCAACGGGGUUUGCUAACCUUGGACUACCAGGAUAUCCUUAUCGCUCCCCCUCCCCCGUCCUCCUCUCUGAUCCCAGUGGGGACACUAGUGUGACCGUUGUACACUCCUCAAAGUCGAGUUCAUCAUCGAAACGAUCUUUAUUUCGAAGGAGAGCAGAGAGUGUGGACAAUUACAGCAAACGAUAAUUAAUGUGUUAUUCGUUAUUCGUUUCGUUGUUGUUGUGAAUACACUGUGUUGUGUGUAUAUAGUGGCUGCUUUUGUAGUAGCUUCAUAGUCACAUGACACCACAUCACAGUUGAUCACCAUACGUACCUCAUUAGAAUGGCUUAUCUUUAUCUCUUGUACCCUUGUUCAUUUAAAGUGCACCUCCCAUACAACACUUACCCUUCAUGUUUACAUACAAAUGUUGAUGCUAAAAGUG
Messenger RNA from Halichondria panicea, 2744 nucleotides. Its product is annotated as rho guanine nucleotide exchange factor 7-like. The coding region runs from base 124 to 2508 and encodes 794 amino acids. Gene Ontology annotation, molecular function: guanyl-nucleotide exchange factor activity; protein binding. Gene Ontology annotation, cellular component: cytoplasm. The record is from RefSeq and is a predicted model, not a curated record. The transcript is spliced from 18 exons. Lineage: Eukaryota; Metazoa; Porifera; Demospongiae; Suberitida; Halichondriidae.